GCCCAAUCACAUGGCCAAUCGUUUCUUUUCUACCACCAUACUUGAUGAUACCAGUAUCCUUGUCGGCGUAUAUCCAGUUGAGCAUGGGCGGAUCAAUCGAUAUUGUGCUCACGAGCCCCUUGUGUUGCUCCUCGCUUGGCCGUGAAAAUGUCCCUUCAUGUUCGGCCUGGGUUUUGACCAGUAACCCUUUUUGGUCCUUGUUCGCCGGUACGUGUCGA
Molecule: messenger RNA, 218 nt
Organism: Pyricularia grisea
Lineage: Eukaryota; Fungi; Ascomycota; Sordariomycetes; Magnaporthales; Pyriculariaceae
Exons: 2
Source: RefSeq, a predicted model, not a curated record